Molecule: messenger RNA, 743 nt
Organism: Guyanagaster necrorhizus
Lineage: Eukaryota; Fungi; Basidiomycota; Agaricomycetes; Agaricales; Physalacriaceae
Exons: 6
Coding region: 141-653 (170 amino acids)
Source: RefSeq, a predicted model, not a curated record
AUUACCAUGGAGCUACCGUCAAUGAUAUGCCACUGAGAUAGCCCUUUUCAAGUCCAAGAAUCACAUUUUGAACGGGGAUAUGAGUGCUAGCGCGCGAAUGCGCCAGUGUAUUCGUUUUUUCGUCAUCCAACACCACUUUUAUGGCGGAAGACUAUGAAAGGCCAACGCUUGCUUCAGCCCGAUGUUUGGCGAAGAGCGAAAUCUGGCAGUUAUUUGUCCUCACGUUCGAAAUACUUUGGCGCAUACAUCCACUUCGCCGUUUGCCUGUCUUCAGUCGCAAUACAGCGACUUCAGAGCCCUAUAAGAUGAUGCUUUUGUUUGAGAAGGAGAAUUUCGGUACUGGACCGUUCCGUCGUUCCGUCGUUCUGCCGUACAGUGAGACGCUGCGGUCGACGCGGUUUCUGCUAUGUAAUUUGGGCCUUAGAAAUGCCAACGAAAAUCAGGACAUGAUGCCCGGACGUUCUGAUGCCAGCUUUGUUAUGGGAACAAAUCUCCGUUAUGAUCCCAUAAAUGUUUUCGGGUUCAGUAUUCUCUCCCCGAGCGUGCAGAUGUUGACAGAACAACGAACAUUUCAAACGUUGCGACGGCCCGGUCUGUGUAUGAAGGAACAUCCAACUCUAAUGAGAAGUUACAACGACGAAGCUAAAACUUAAACGGCGAUCUAGACGGAAGAUCUUUGACUAUGUGAAGUCGAUGGGUGCUAUUCGGUCCCCCCUCCGACUCCAAAUCGGCGGUUUCAAAAA